AUGAGAGGCAACUGCCUACCACCGGAGCUUCAGCUGAUCGCAGAAACCGAACUUCGAGAGACGGAGGAUGGGAAAAUUGAGUCGUUGGACAAGCUUAAUCAGCUGUUGGAUGAGGAGCCUGAUCUCCACUCAAGAAGGGAUGACGAAUUCCUGCUUCGCUUUCUUCGCGUUCGCAAGUAUAACGUCGAUACAGCACAGAAGAAAGUCAAGGAGUAUUAUAAGACCCGAAAAAACUUCCCCUGUGUCUUCGAGAACUUUGUACCAUCAAAUGUCAAACUCGAUGUCAGAAAUAUGAUGAUGGUGUUCCCCCAACCAGAUAUUCACGGCCGGCCGGUGGUACUGUUAAAAGCAGGUGCCUGGAAUCCCCAGACUACUUCCUACGGCGAAGCACUACAAGGCCUAACCCUUAUCAUGGAACAUCUGAUAGCUGACCCGGUGGUACAAACAAAAGGUGUCACCUGCAUCCACGACUUUGGCGGAUUUACCGCGGACAAAGUUCUCUCCAUCAACUUCGGCCUGCUGAAGAUGUCCCUUCGGCUUUUCCUGGACUGUGUACCGGCACGAAUAAAAGCGACUCACAUCGUGAAUGAGUCGUACACUUUCGACAUGGCUUACGCUAUGGUUCGACCUUUCAUCAGCAAGAAGAUGGCAGAUAGGCUUCAUGUCCACGGAGCGAACACCGAAGGCCUCCACAAAGAAGUGCCCGUGGACAGACUCCCCAAGGAAUACGGAGGAGUCGGCCCUGACCUUGACUUCGAAGCCUUUUGGAACCGUCUAGAACAAGGGGAAGAGUUCUUCGUCGAAAAUAACCGCUAUGGAUAUACCGGGAAGGAAAGCUGUGACGACGAAAUCGAGGUGACGGCCUUCUAG
This is a messenger RNA of Ixodes scapularis (black-legged tick), 870 nucleotides long. Its product is annotated as alpha-tocopherol transfer protein-like. The transcript is spliced from 5 exons. NCBI's taxonomy places the organism in Eukaryota, Metazoa, Arthropoda, Arachnida, Ixodida, Ixodidae. Bases 1 to 870 code for a protein of 289 amino acids. Gene Ontology annotation, cellular component: membrane. The record is from RefSeq and is a predicted model, not a curated record. Gene Ontology annotation, molecular function: phosphatidylinositol bisphosphate binding.